This is a messenger RNA of Manis javanica (Malayan pangolin), 1664 nucleotides long. The record is from RefSeq and is a predicted model, not a curated record. NCBI's taxonomy places the organism in Eukaryota, Metazoa, Chordata, Mammalia, Pholidota, Manidae.
CUUGAGCCCAGGUGCCCUCUUCUCAAGAGUCAGUUUUAAACAAAAUUGAAAACUUAUGAGACUUGAGCUUGACUCUGGAUUCAAAAUUAAGAGGAAUUAAACAGCAAAAGAAAGCAAAAUAGUGUAGCUAGUAAGCCUAUGGCCUAGAAGCAUCAGUUGUGAUUUUAUUUCACCAGAGGUUGUCCCAGUGAUGCCCUUACAUUUCUUCAUCAGAGCAGUUAGAUUUUGAGAAGGGCAUUUUUUUUCUAACCUGAUGUUGCCAUAAACUACCAACUGUGUUUAAUGCAUCACGGAUUUUUUUAUUUUUCAGAUUGUUGCCAUGGCUUGUAUUAAUCUUGCAUCAAAAAUUGAAGAAGCACCAAGAAGAAUAAGAGAUGUGAUUAAUGUAUUUCACCACCUUCGCCAGUUAAGAGGAAAAAGGACUCCAAGCCCCCUGAUUCUUGAUCAGAACUACAUUAACACCAAAAAUCAAGUUAUCAAGGCAGAGAGAAGGGUGCUAAAGGAGUUGGGAUUUUGUGUUCAUGUCAAGCAUCCCCAUAAGAUCAUUGUUAUGUAUUUACAAGUCUUAGAAUGUGAACGUAAUCAAACCCUGGUUCAAACUGCCUGGGUAGUCCAUGAUGGUAAGUCAUAGAACUCUGCCCUCUGCACUUCAGCCCAUGACCUCAGGAUGGCCUGAUUGGCUGCCCUGCUCUCCAGCCAAUCCAGUGCAAGCUCUCAUCCGAGAUUCACUGAAGUGGUCCAUAUCCAUCUGGCAGCAUCUUCUAGUUCUGUCGGGGUGUCUAAAGGAUUUGUAUAUUUGCUUCUAGAAGUAACUAUUCAACAUGCAUAUGUAUUUAAUGUAUACCUUGUAACUAUCAAAAUGAAUAGUUCAUUUUUGAUAGAUUUGUUGUCCAGCCAUUAUGAAUUAAAUGAUUUUUUUUGUUAGAAGUUUGAUAGAUUUCUAUUUUUAGUAUGUAUAGCAUGAAUUCUACCAAGGAAACUAUAACUUACAGUUUAAAAUGGGCACCAUUCCCAUAUUGGAUGCAUUUAUAGCUGCUGGGCUGUUGCAGGCAAUGAUAAAGAAGUAAGAAAUACUUCAUUUUUAAAAGAUGCUAAUAUUAACAGAAGCACUUUAGAACUUGGACUUUUGACAUGCAGGUGUGUAAUUUGGAGUACUCGCUUAUUUAAAGGUAAAAUGAGUGUGGUCCAACCACAACUACUUUCUCAAGACUGUUGAUGUGCAGGACUGAAGGGACAUAAAUUUUGUAUUCUUGACAUGACUACCAUGCUUCUUUUGGACUCCGUGAAUAUUACUAAUACUGGGAAGUCUCAUUGCUUUUAUAAAAUGCAUGUCAUUUUUAAUAUAUGUUCCAUAGAACAGAUUUUAGCAGCUUUUGUGGGUAAGGAAUUUUAAGACAUAGUGUUUAAUUUCAAUUUAACCUUUUAAACAGUUUCUUCAGUACUUUAGGAAUGUUGGGAGGGUUCACUAAUAGUCCAGCAAUUUAUUAACUGAAGUAGUUCAUCGCCUUUAUUGAUACUAGUCAUACACAAAAAGGUAUGUAAACGAGGCUGUUGUAUAUAUUUAUUGCUGUUUACUUCCCUACCUAGAUUUUUUGAAGUAGAUUAGAUUUCUUAAUUGAAAUAUAACUUAGUGAUUGCAUACUAAAAAUAAAAAUGCCUUUUUA